Pimephales promelas (fathead minnow) is the source of this 1695-nucleotide messenger RNA. NCBI's taxonomy places the organism in Eukaryota, Metazoa, Chordata, Actinopteri, Cypriniformes, Leuciscidae. The record is from RefSeq and is a predicted model, not a curated record.
CAUUUCUCAUAACUCUUCCUGAACCUCAACGGGGUAGCCAGAGACAUCACAAACGUGUCCUUUAUUACAAAAAUAAAAUAAAUAAACAAUACAAAAGAUCAUAUUUUAAGGAUUUCAGCGGAUAAUGCAAUGAUCAAAAUAAAAGCACACAUCGGCUCAGUUUAAGGUGUGUGGACACUGUGGGGGACAGGCAAUUGUGAAGGAGAAUUUCACGAUUAUAUGCUGAAGAUGACUUGUGCAAAAAACCUUCAUCUGACGGUGUUGACAAAGGUCUGACGGAGGUUACAACAGAUUUAAUGUGAUUUCUCGGUUUGGCCCGCCUGUCUCCAUGAGGUCUGUGGACGUGGGCUUCAGGUGCAGAGGCUCUCCGCACAUCAAUCAUCUUCUCACGGGGUCGUCUCCCACACCCCUGCGACCCUGCAUCUCCCAUCCGCCGGUGUUUGAGUUCACACACACUCCCACAACAGGCCUGAUCAAGAGCGGCCGCAGGGAGAAGCGCGUCGCGUUCGCGGACGCCAAAGGGCUGUCGCUCAUCACAGUGCGCUUGUUCUCCGAGAAAGAGGACAAACCGAACCUGAAAACACCACGACUUAAGAAGUUGAUCUGCUCGACAGAGUCAGCUAAUAAGACUUUAGGGUUGAGACUUGGGUUCGAUCAGCCCUGCAGAGAUUUCCAGGCGUUCAGAACGAGGCUUCAGGAUCACAUGGUGCUGUUGGAGAGCUGUGACGUCACCAAACGCUGCAUUCUGGGAACCGUGCGCGUCAAGAACGUCUGCUUCGAGAAAGCCGUACACAUCCGGAUCACUUUCGAUGCGUGGAGCAGUUACCGGGACGUCCCGUGUGCGUACCUGGAUCAGAGUUACGGGGAACCUGGAACUGACGUGUUUGAGUUUAACAUCAGCGUUCCUGAACGGAUUGACCCGCGCAGACGCAUCGAGUUCUGCGUGUCUUACUUACCGGCGGCGCUCGGUGUCACUGAAUGGGACAAUAACGAUGGCAAAAACUAUUGUAUUCAUGUGUGUGGCGCUGAAUCUGCUGCCGUCUAAUGACAGCUUCACUGUGUCUGCUGAAACUUUGCACAUCUUUGUGUGCCAUGAUCACUGUUGCUCAGAUUAUUCAUAUUUUUUUUAAUUUAUGUUUGUGAUAUUUACUAGGCCUAAUCUAACAGAGGUUUAUAAAUAUCUUGCGGGAAUGUUUGCAUACUGUGGAUAAUGUAUUUUAUGAUAAAUGUUUAAUUAUAUCAAAUACAAUUUUUUUUUUUAGAUUAAGCACUAACAUGUUUAUAAAACCCUUUCGUACUGUAAAUAACUUAGUUUUUAAAGUAAGUAUUUUAUUAUAUAUAUAUAUAUUAGAGAGUGUUUAAUGAUAUUCACCUGGAUUCCCUAGGGUCAUCUUUUUUUGUUUUUAUCCUUAUUCUUGUUAUAUUUAUCUCAGACAAGAUUAAUACAGUCAAGCACUUUUUCUAUUUCUAUACAUAAUCUAUUUUUAUGCUGUUGGGGUAUCUAAUUAAGUUACCUUUCUAGCAUAAUUUAAUGUAGGACACGGCCUGGUAUUCCUUAAGGAGGUGCAAUCAAAUCCCAGGAUGUUUUUGACUUGGUCACUAAGUAUAAUCCAUUUUAAUCUAUUAAAUACCAGGAUCGGUGCCUGACAUUGACGUAUAAGAGAACCCUUGAUCAUAAAAAGAUGUUUAAGCAUA